Messenger RNA from Meriones unguiculatus (Mongolian gerbil), 1200 nucleotides. RefSeq names its product ceramide kinase like (gene Cerkl). The record is from RefSeq and is a predicted model, not a curated record. Lineage: Eukaryota; Metazoa; Chordata; Mammalia; Rodentia; Muridae.
AUGCUCCGGGGCAGACUCGGGAGCCUGGUGGGAGCCCUAGAGGAGGGGCGUCCUUCGGGGUCCCGGAGCUCGAGCGAGCGGGUUAGGCUUCAGGGCAACUUCGAGAUAGGGAGGGAAAGCUGCGGUGUGGCGCUGGGCCUGCGGUGGCGACGCAUCCAGCCCGAGUUCCCGGCCGGUGGCUCCGAGUGUGAUGUGCUGGGCAGAGAAGAGUCCACAGGACUUGAAGACAUGCUCUCCUCGAAGCUGAAGCGCUGUUCUGUAAAGCAGCCUGGCAGAGCUACACCACAGGGCACCACACUUUUCAUCUGCCUGAAGGAGCAAUAAAACAGAUUAAAGACCUCCACCCUUGACCUUAUUAACCCAAGUGAAUACCAUGGCAGCAUAUGGUUCAGACAGGUCAGUAGAAUUCUGGAAGGAUCUACAACUGUGUUGGCACAUUCUCUCUGUGGUCUUGUUAAUGUAGUGACUGCAACUAUGUACGUUAUAGUGGGUCGCAUGCGGUCAGCGGAUGUCUGCACCCUUAGCUCUGCUGGCAAACUGCUUCUCUCUGGGUUCUUGGCCCUGUUUGGCUUUGGUGGAAGAACUGUCGCUCUGGCAGAGAAAUGCAGAUGGAUGCCUCCCACUCAGAGAGACUUUGCUGUGACCAAAGCAUUGGCCAAACUUAAGCCAGAGAAUUAUAAAAUGUCAUUUUUACCAGCCGGUUGCUCUCAGGAUGAAGAAGAAAAGAGGUCUCAGGAAUCUGGUGAGUCGGACUGUGGUGGUCAAUGGCAAACCACACAAGGACAGUUCUUGAGCAUCGGUGUCAUGGCAAUUCCCUGUCUGUGUUCAGUGGCACCCAGAGGCUUUGCACCUGACACCAGGUUAAAUAACGGAAGCACGGCUCUAACAGCUGUACAGAACAUCACUCAACCAGAAUUUGUAAAGCUGAAAAGAUACUCCCGAGUGGAGAAUCAGUUCAAUUUUCCCUUUGUGGAGACUUAUACCAUUGAAGAAGUAAAAAUUUAUUCAGGGAGUAAUAGCAAUGGAUGCAAUCCACAGCAGGAACCAACUGUUUCAGAACAUGGUUUUCCUUGGAAUGUAGAUGGUGACUUAAUGGGAGCUGCAUCCAUUCUUUACAGGCUGCUCCUAAGGCUGAUCAGACUUUACAGAGGAAGUCUGGAAGAAAUGACCGACUACAGAGUUGCCUGUAACUGCAUGUAA